AUGACUUUAGAAAAACUCAAACAAAAUCAUUUCAACAAAACUAUAGAUAGCGGUAUCCAAAUUAAUGGAAGGGGAAUUUGUCCAUCAGAUUUAAAUCUCAGAUGUAGUAUUGGAAAUGAACUUGCUAACUUUCAUAGCAUAAUAACAUGGAAUUCAAAUCACACAUUUAGUUUUUCUGGAAACUGUUCUUUUCCACAAACAAUAUCUAAUGAAGGCAAUUAUAUAUUGGAAGUCUGGGCCCAAUCAGAUAAUAAAUCCAUAAAAGUAAAAUCUGAGCUAUUCAAAUUCUAUAGAAACUUUCCGAUUCUAAGGGAAUUUCAUACAGACAAAGACAGAUAUGUACACAAAAAUGAUAGUGUAAUUUUGGUUUCAGGAAGCGUUUCAGAUUUUGACAUAAUUGACAAUAUCACAGUUACAGGAACAAUUGUUGAAGGCAUAAAUUACACUAGUCAAGUUAAUAUCAAGAGCAAUUCUAAUUAUCCUUUUGAACUCAGCAUUCCUAUUCCUAAUAAUCUUUCGUCUGGAGAACAUCAACUUAUCAUUAAAUGCUGUGACAAUACUAAUAAAUGUGUUUCAGGUAAUAAAACAUUUAAUUACGAAUACAAUAGUCCAGUUCUAACAGUUUCAAAUCUAAGUAAUCGAACAUUUUUUCACAAUAUAGAUAACAUAAUUCCAGUUUCAGGUACUGUUUCAGAUUUCGAUGGUGAUGUCGAUUUUAGUUUUACCUAUAGUAUUGACGGAAAUUCAGACAAUUAUAUGCCAAUAUCAGCAGAUAGUCCAUUCAGUAUCGAUAUUUCUAUUCCAGAUAAUCUUUCACAAGGAAAACAUCGUAUUUCCAUAGUAUGUUGUGAUAAUCAUGGUUGUUGUGUUUCAGACAAUACAGAAUUCAAUUACGAGUAUAACAAGCCAGAAAUUAAAAUUAUCGAAGGACCAUCAUUACCUGUUUAUAUUAACAGGGAUAAUUUUAUUAAAUUCGUUCUUAAUGUUUUAGAUAUUGAUGGAAAUAGCAAUAUUAGUAUUUAUCACGAUCUCAAUCACACAAUCGGAAAUCUUGUUAACAUUAGUCUUCAUAAUAAAACAGCCCAAAAAGUUGAAUAUUAUAUUCCAAUUACAAGCGAAAUUAAUAUUGGUGAAUGUGAAAUUCAGUUUCAUGCAGUUGAUGAAUAUGAUCUAUAUUCUAAUCAAGAAAAAAUCAUUAUAAAAUUUGAAAAAUACAUAUCAGAAGAUCUACAUAUAUACUCUUUUACGAAACGAAGAAGACAUUGA
This is a messenger RNA of Trichomonas vaginalis G3, 1266 nucleotides long. RefSeq lists its product as uncharacterized. Lineage: Eukaryota; Parabasalia; Trichomonadida; Trichomonadidae. Bases 1 to 1266 code for a protein of 421 amino acids. The transcript has a single exon. The record is from RefSeq and is a predicted model, not a curated record.